AUGGCCGCCGUCGUGCCCGGCAGGGCCGUGGGGCUCACGUACAGCCGCGAGCGGGCGCCCCUCAGCACGCAGAGCGCCUUCGCGGCGUUGCAGUCGCCGCACGGUACGCCGUCCCCGUGCUUCUGCGCCACGCCAACGCUGCACCUCGUCCCGCCGCUGUACCUCCCCCCGGCGGCGGCGGCGGCGACGCCGCCAUGGGGGCUGCAGCCGGGCGCCGUGGCGCCCGCACCCGCCCUGCAGGCCGUAGGUAAGCGCGCCUCGCUGCCAGCCAGCUUGGGCGACGCGGCCGCGGUCUUCAGCUCCCUUCCGAGGAGGGCGCCGACGGCGCCGCUGGCCACGGGCAGCGUCGAGGUGGUGGACGAAGGAGACGUGCCGGCGAAGGCGCAGAGUGCCAUGGAGCUGGGAACCGGCGCCUUCCUGGAGCAAGGCUACGCGCAGCCGCUCACGCCGGCGGGCGGCGCGGUGGCGGCGCGGCUGACGGCGAGGCGCACGUCGGCGCCCGCCCUGCUCGCCGCGCCGUGGCCGCCGCCGUCGCCUGCGGCGCGCGCGCCGGCCCCGCUGGCAUCGCCCGCGGCGACGGCGCACGGGCGGUGUGUCGCCGCUGCCGCGGCGGCCGCCCCGAUCGCAAUGGCGGGAGGCUGUGCGGUGCGGACCGGCGGGCCCGCCAGCGCGGCCUUCACCCAGCAGCCGCUGACCCUCGUGGCGGCGCCCGCGUGCGGCGUUGCGGCGCGGCCAGCGCCGGCGGCGCUGACCGCCGUGCAGUCGCCCCGCGGGAUGGUGUUGGUCGCCAGCCCGAUGCUUGCGCCGGCCUCUCCCAGCUGGUCGUUUGUGGCGCCGAAGGUGCGCCGGAAGCCCAGGGAGGCCGGGCCGUCUGCCGCCGCCCCGCCGGCGCCAGCGCCGCAGUGGGCGACGACGGAUGAGGACGAGGAGUCGUGGCCCGGCGGAGGAGACUGCGCCGAGCUCCACGAGCAGAAGGAGCUCUUCACGAAGGGCUGGACCCGCGAGGCGAAGCAGUCGCACAGCGCGAAGAGCGUGCGGAAGGUCGACGGUCAGGCCGAGAAGCGCCGACAGCAGAGCGCGAGGGACAAGGCAAAGAACAUGGGACUCACCCUGGAUGAUGUGGAGGAGUGA
This is a messenger RNA of Prorocentrum cordatum, 1131 nucleotides long. The record is from the annotation of a GenBank genome assembly. Lineage: Eukaryota; Dinophyceae; Prorocentrales; Prorocentraceae.